AUGGAGGACCAAGUGCACAAGCCGCAUCGCAAGUCCAAGGACAGAAAAGAAAAGAAGGAGCAUACAGGAGAGCGCAAUCCAAAGGCCUUUUCUUUUGCCAGGCCCGGUAAGCUUCAAAGACAAGCCGCGAGAUCGCAAGAUAUCAAGGAAAAGCGUCUCCAUGUCCCGCUCGUCGACCGAUUGCCCGACGAGGCCCCGCCUCGACUCGUUACCAUCGUUGGCCCUCCCGGUGUAGGAAAGACGACUCUGAUGAAGUCGCUCAUUCGAAGAUAUGCCAAGGAAACAAUUACUGACCCCCAGGGUCCCGUCACGGUUGUCACCUCCAAGAAGCAGCGCUUGACUUUUGUCGAGUGCCCCAACGAACUCGAGGCCAUGGUCGAUAUCGCAAAGGUUGCUGACAUCGUCCUUCUCAUGAUUGACGGAAACUAUGGUUUUGAGAUGGAGACUAUGGAGUUCCUCAACAUCCUCGCUGCAACUGGUAUGCCGGGUAAUGUCUUUGGUAUCCUGACCCAUCUCGAUCUUUUCCGCAAGCCCCAGGCACUUAAGGACGCCAAGAAGAGACUCAAACGACGACUUUGGACAGAGCUUUACCAGGGUGCUCAUCUCUUCUACCUUUCUGGUGUCAUGAAUGGCCGAUAUCCCGACCGAGAAAUCCACAACCUGUCUCGCUUCCUCUCCGUCAUGAAGAACCCUCGUCCUCUCAUCUGGCGCAACUCACACCCUUACUCUAUCAUCGACAGCUUCCGAGAUGUUACUCACCCGACCAAGAUCGAAGAGGACCCCAACUGCGACCGAUCAAUCGUGCUAUCUGGUUAUCUACGAGGUACAAAUUUCUCAUCUCAAAACCAACGAGUCCACGUUCCCGGUGUAGGUGAUUUUACCGUUUCCAAUAUGGAGAUUAUGCCAGAUCCUUGUCCUACACCAUCAAUGGAACUGGCAAUGGCCAAGAUUGCAGGCAAAACUGGACGAAGACGACUUGAUGAGAAGGAGAAGAAACUCCAUGCCCCCAUGUCCGAUCGCAGUGGCUUGAAGAUUGAUGGUGAUGCCAUCUGGAUUACCAGCGAAAAGGGCUUCAGCUUCGACAGAGAAGGAGAAGAAGACGAGUACGACCGAGGAGAGGGAGAAGAAAUGAUUGUUGGCCUUCAAGCGGAGCGAAAGCUUCUUGGUGAAAUGGAUGGGGGUGUGCAACUUUUCAAGGGUGGCGAGAAGAUCGAAGCAGUGCCCGAAGAGGAAGACACAGGACGAAAGACACAUCGCAAACCUAGGUUUGCCCAACGAGAAGAGGGUGAUGAGGAGGAUAAUGUGGACGACGAGGGUCUUGCCAGUGGCGAUGACGAAGUCGACUCGGACGCUGAGGUUGAGUUCAACGAGGGCAAGCUCGGCAAGAUGUUCCGCAAGGACGCUGAUAAGGACCUUGGUGAUGAUGAUCUUGCCUUUGCAGACAGUGACUCAGAUCUGGGAGCAAUUUCCGGAGAGGAUGAGGAGGAAGAUAGUGAAGAAGAAGAAGAGUAUGAUUCCGACGAGGAGGCAGCGGCUUUGAGAUGGAAAGACAACUUGGACGGCAACGCAAUGAGACUUCACGGCAAGAGACGCUCAUAUCACACAAGCGACCUGGCCAGGUUCAUGUACGACAAUUCAUUGAGCCCUGAGGAUGCGUUGAAUAGAUGGAGAGGCGAGGAAGAGGAAGAGGAGAACAUCGAGGACGAUGAGGAUGAUGAUGCUUUCUUCAAGAAGUCUAAACAAGAGAAGGAGGAUGCCGUGGAGGAUAGGUCAAUACCCGCCUACGACUACGAGGACCUUGCCGCAAAGUGGGCAUCAGAGAAGAACGUCGAGGCCCUACGGAGGAAGUUCACAUCAACAGCCCUUGCCGCCGGUGAUGACGAGGACGAAGAGGGUAGUGAGUUCGAAGGCCUGGAUGACUCGAACGACGAAGGUGAUGGUGUCUUUGAGGAUCUCGAAGCCGAAGGCAAGGAGGAGCCUGCAGCUCCAACAGCCGAGGAUAUCGAGGCCGAGCGAGAGAAGAAUGCCAAGCGAAAGGAGGAGCUCAAGAUGAGAUUCGAAGAGGAAGAUCGCGAGGGUUUCCUGAACGACAAGGCCAAUGCUCGAAGGGAAGGCGGUGAUGUGCAAGAGUUUGGCGAGGAUGACUGGUACGAGGCGCAAAAGGCCAUGAUCCAGAAGCAGCUCGACAUCAACAAGGAGGAGUUCGAGAACCUCGACGAGCGUCAACGUUCUGUUGUCGAAGGCUACCGCGCCGGCAAAUACGCAAAGGUUGUCCUUGAGGGCGUUCCGGCUGAAUUCGUCAAGCUUUUCGAUGCCCGUCGUCCUAUCGUCGUGGGUGGUCUCUCCGCCACAGAAGACCGCUUUGGCUACCUCCAAGUCCGUAUCAAGCGUCAUCGCUGGCACAAGAAGAUUCUCAAGACGAACGAUCCCCUUAUCUUCUCCCUUGGAUGGCGUCGUUUCCAGACCAUGCCAAUCUACAGCACUACAGACUCGCGGACGCGUAACCGCAUGCUCAAGUAUACGCCUGAGCACAUGCAUUGUUUCGCUACCGUGUACGGUCCCUUGAUCGCUCCUAAUACAGGCUUCGUCUGCUUCAACUCAAUGGCAGCUUCCACACCUGGCUUCCGCAUUGCUGCUACAGGCACUAUCCUCAGCGUCGAUGAGUCCACAGAGAUUGUCAAGAAGCUCAAGCUCACUGGUACGCCUGCCAAGAUCUACAAGAACACCGCCUUCAUCAAGGGCAUGUUCAACACAUCUCUAGAGAUCGCAAAGUUCGAAGGUGCCUCUAUCAAGACCGUCUCUGGUAUUCGUGGUCAGAUCAAGCGUGCCUUAUCCAAGCCAGAGGGCCAAUUCCGUGCCACCUUCGAAGACAAGAUCCUUCUCAGCGAUAUCGUCUUCCUGCGUGCCUGGUACCCCAUCAAGCCUCAUCGUUUCUACAACCCCGUCACCAACCUCAUUGGCUGGCAGCCUAUGCGUCUCACAGGCCAAGUCCGCCGUGACCAAAACGUCCCUACUCCCCAGCCCAAGAACAGCCAGUACCGCCCUAUCGAGCGCGAGACACGCCACUUCAACCCUCUCCGUGUCCCCCGCGCCCUCGCCGCCGAGCUGCCCUUCAAGUCCCAGAUCGUCGAGACCAAGAAGCAGAAGAAGGAGACAUACAUGCAGAAACGCGCUGUUAUCAUGGCCCCCGGCUCCGAGGAGAAGAAGGCCCGCGCUCUUAUGCAGCAGCUCCUCACCAUCCGCAACGACGCCGCUGCCAAGCGCCGAGCUGCAAAGGAUAAGAACCGUGCUGCCUUCCAGAAGAAGCUGGCCGACAACGAGGAGAAGAAGGAGGCUCGUGAGAAGCGCGAGUCCAAGGACUUUUGGCGCAAGAAUGGCCGCAAGCGUGCUGCCGCUGAGGAUGGCGGUGGUGGUAAGCGCAGGAAGUAA
Fusarium sp. VM40 is the source of this 3429-nucleotide messenger RNA. The record is from the annotation of a GenBank genome assembly. Lineage: Eukaryota; Fungi; Ascomycota; Sordariomycetes; Hypocreales; Nectriaceae.